AAAUAACUUUCACAUAGGACUUUUUAAAUUAUAAAAUGAAAAGUGAUUUUGUUUAACAUUAUGCGUAUGAAAAUGGAAAUAACUUGAAAUUGAAUGUUGACAAGCUGCAUACAUGUGCAUCUAAUGAAAACAAAACAUUAGUGAAAGUAGCUGCAUUGUGAUUGGUCGAGAUAAUUACCUAUGAAGUGUGAGAGCCAAUCGGAAUGUUGUUUUCAUUCGCUUUUGGUCGUGAAGCUCUUCCGCUGCAGAAAGAACAACAAAUUUUAAGAUUUGUAAAUUUUAUUUCGUUUUUACCUGGCUGUACUUUUAAUUUUUUAAAGUUUCGAUUCCCUAAGAAUGAGAAAUUAAUAACAUAAGCAUUUUGCAAAAAAUGGCUGAGAGAUUAAGUCAAGAAAGCCGUUUAAAAGUUCGAAGAAGUUUAGGCAGAAAUGGUGAAGGUGGUCAGAUGCAAAAUUUACUUGGGGAAUUCAAAGGAUUGUAUGAGGGAAGGUUAAAGCGUCUCGAGGAAGCUGAUAAAAAUGGGGAAGACAAUUUAAGAGCAAGGGUCCGAGUCUUACAAGCAUAUGUCAAUGAUCUGAGUGAACAGAAUGAGGUCCUUGUACAAACUGUGGAAGAAUUGGAACGUGAAGCUAAUGAGAGAGUUGAACUGUUGGAAUCCAAACUACAGAAAACAUCUGGCACACAUAAGGAAUACAUGGCAAAGGCACGCGAUUUGGAGAGAGAGUUACGGUCCUUGACAGUAGAAAAGGCCAGGGCAGAGGCAAUGUUAGAAGAUCUCCAGGUACGACUUGACAGACAAGAUGAAAGUGUUAAUAGGUUACGAAGCGAGAAUGCCAAUCUGAAUCAUGACGUCGAUCAACUCAUUAACGUUAUAAGCACUGCCAGAACCACCGGGAAAUGGGAUAUUGAAACUGUACGAUUUAGAGAAAUCACCCCGGAACAAGUGUUCGGAUCAAUGCACGAGCAUUUGUCACGCAUGCGAAUGUCAGAUGAUUCCACAUCACAUGACCUCAGGGACUUGCGGGAACAAAUUUCAAGGAAAGACGAUUUGAUCAGUCGACUACAGGCUGACCUAGCGCAGAGACAAAGAGCAUCCUCAGACAAUGUACAGAGAAGUGGCGAUUUCGAUACAACAUCUAGUCAAAGUCAGUCAGAAAAAGACUAUACCAUCGUAAAAUUGAAAACAGAUCUCCGCCGCACAGAGCAACGUGUCGAUGACCUAAAUAUGGAGGUGGCUAAUAGAGAACGAAAGAUCUCAUCACUUCAGAGCCAAGUCUCGGAUCUCCAUGCCGAGAUCGCGCAAACCGAAACCGAGUAUGGUUCUCAAAAACAGCUCGUUAAAAUCCUUCAGGAUAAGCAAAGACAGCACCAGAAUGAGGUUCAGAAAUCUGAUGAUGUGAUUCGUCAGUUGAGAGAUGAGUUAGCUAGAACCAAGGAAGACUACUCUAGAACUACUCAUGAUAAAAGAAUGCAAAAAGUAUCUCACUAUGAAAGGCGUAUUCGCACCCUUGAGGCUGAGUUACAGGAUUCUAAGGAGCAGAGAAGGCGGGCUCUGGAGGAGAUCGGGCAGCUUCAGGAUAGUCUGAGGAACGGUCAAACUUCUACGAAAGAUCAUCAUACGGUGUUGAAAUCGGAACUUGCCAGACGUGAUGAGACUAUACAGAAGUUACGACGAGACGUCCUUAGUUUACAGGAAAAACGUGACGCGGCAGUGUCAGAGCUCGACCAGCAGACUAAAAAUCUGCAUAUAUCUGAGGAUAAAAUUAAACACCAGCAAGAGGAGCUCCAUAGAGUAGAAACCAGAGUUAAGUCCCUUGAAGAGGACCUCUCCAAUGCAAGGAAACAAACAGACGAUGCAAAAACAGAAGUUAGUAAAAUUGAAGCGAAAUUGGCACGGAAAGAUGGCGAAAUUGCUUCAGUACGUGCACAACAUUCGGAGUCGUGUGAGCAGAUUACCAUGUUAACCAACAGUAUACAGAAACUUCAGUCAUCAUCAAAAGACACGAGAGAUGCCCUGACUUCCGAGGUGGAGAAACUCAAGCGAGAGAAAGUGGAAGUUGCAGAACGUCAUGAUGCCAUCGUUAAACUGCGAAACGAGAAUAGAGAAAUUGAAGAGAAGUUGAGGGAGGCACUUGGAACAGCCCAACACAGGGGAGAUGUUAUUAAACAGCUGAGGGAUGAAUUGAAAGGAACCGGGACCAAGUCUGAGGCAGGAGAACGUCGUAUUGAGCACCUGGAAAAAGAACUCCAACAGUUACACAGCAGAUAUACGGCUUCUGCUAGAGAGGUUGACCGACUUCAGUUGAAUCUUCAGGAACGGGACAUGAUGAGUGGACAGUCUGAGACUAUGUUUAAAUCUAAACUUACUGAUAGAGAGGAAGAAGUGGCCAGACUUAAGGCUGAAAUUAACAUCCUUCAUGAAAAACUCUCCCAGAACCAAGCUCAGAUGUUGUCACGUGAGGAACAGAUUGGCCGUCUGCAGUCAACCAUCCGUGACCUAGAGGAGGAUUGUGGGAAGAAAGAGUCGUCUCUACAGAAAAUGGAGCGAGAUCUGAUGAAUGUUGAAGAUAUUAAACAUAAAACUGAUGACAGCUUAUCAAGAAGAGAAAUCACCAUACAACAGUUGGAGCAUGAACUGGUUCAGGUCAAGACCCAGUAUCGGGAGGCUGUUGAGGAGAACGGCAGGCUGGAGGCUCGAAUCCAAGCCUUCGCCAUCAACGCACAGAGCGAGCAAGAUGUGCUUAACUCAGAGAGGAUAAUUUUACGCAUAGAGGUCAAGAGGAGAGAGGAUGCAAUCAAACGCCUUAAAAUGGAUUACGUUAAUCUACAAGAAAUCAACAAUAAACGGGAAGAAAAGACAAAUGGAUUAUAUGGUAUUAACCAACUUGAGAGAGAGGUUGAGCAGCACAAGACCCAGCUAAGAACAGCAAACACUGAGAUUGAAGCUAAGAAAGGCAGCAUUACAAACCUGGAGAGUCAGGUGGACGAGUUGAAGAAGCGCAGCUCGAACCAGCUCGAUGAGAUCAACAGACUGGAGGACCAGGUUCGAAACAUGAACAUUGAUCAGACCGCCAUGCAGUCCAAGAUAGAUAACCUGCAACUGAAUGUAAAUAACAAAGAAGAUUUUAUUGGUCAGUUGAAGGCAGAUUUGGCAUCUAUUCAAAGACAACAGAAAGAAACUACAGACAAGGUUGUAGUAAGAGAUGACACUAUACAGAAACUAAAUGCUGACAUUGGUAAACUCAAGUCCAUGCAUAAUGAAAAGCUCCAUGAAGUUGGGAAACAGACAGAAACCAUCAAAAAAUUACAAGAUGCCCUUACACAAUGUCAUUAUGAUCUUGAUGAAACUAGGAAAAAGGCGGAAGAAGAUAAACAUGUAAGGGAAGAGCAGUUGAAACAGUUGCAGGAAGAUUUGAUGGAAUCCCAGUCACAGUAUAGUAAAUGUUAUAAUGAUAUGUUGAAAGCAGAAGAUGAUAUUGAGAAAUUAAAGGCAGAGAACUCCAAUCUGAAUAAAAUAAGUACAUCAACGACAGAGGAGUUGUCUUCCCUGCAAGAACAAGUUCAUCAGUUAGAACUUGACCUCACCAUAUCUCAGGAGAAACACAGGACUUGUCAGAAAGAGGUUGGGAGUCGGGAUCAAGCUAUAUUGAAGCUUCAGACAGAACUAGACACGACGGGAGAGAAAUACUCUGGGGCGGUUGAUGAGUGUAAGAUCCGGGACGAUGAAAUGCAGAGGUUGAACAAUAAAGUGAAGCAACUUCAACAGGAAAUACGCAACCUGAAUGCCGAGAUCGAGGACCGAGAUCAGAAGGGGGCCAGGGACCAGAAAACUAUACAGCAACUUCAACACGACCAAGAAAUCACGCUACAAGAGACGCAGCACCAGAUAAAAAAUCACCUACGUUCCAUCGAGCAAAUGAAAACCGACAUGCAGGUCAUGAGACAGACCCACAACCAAGAGGUCAAACGUUUCCAAGGUGAUAUCGAGGAAAUGAGGUCAGAGGUCAAUAGUACAAAGACGGAAUUAGAAGACACUCAACAGCAGAAUAUGGAAAUGUCGGCCAAUAUAAAAUCUCUGAAUGAUGAACUGGACCGGUUCCGACAGAUUCAAGAAGAGUCUUCCAUUGAUACCCAACGUCACUUGGACAACAUAAAACACCAGGAUAAAACCAUAUCAGACUACAAGCAGCAGAUUCUUGUUCUUGAAGACCAGCUUCAUAAAGCCCAAGAAGAACUCCAAGUACUUGACACGACCCUUAGUAACUAUAAACAAAAAUACUCUCAGAGUAGCAACCAGGUGACGCAUCUUGACGGCACCGUUAAAAACUUGCAGGAGAAAUUAGCGGAGGCGAGAAAUCGUGAACUAGAGAAGGAUCAGACUAAUGACGCGUUGAGAAAUGACCUAGAUAACUUGAAUAAGAUGUUCAGUGAGAGUAAACGCGAGGUCGAAAAGUGCGAGGACGUCAUAGAACAGUUGACACAGGAGUUGAACUCGUCACAAGAGGAACUGUCUCUGACACAGAACAGGUACCAGGAGGCGGAAGAAAAUAUUAAAAACCUGAAGGAUAAGAAUCAAGAUCUACAAGCUGAGUCCCUUAAGUUUGAAGAACGAUCUAAAAGGCUAGAAAAUGAGCUACACACAUAUAGAGGGGAUCAUAAUCACUCGGAUCAGGAGUUUAUUGAGAAAGAAGAGAGAAUUACACAGUUAGAAUACACACUGGACGAGACACAGAACGAGUUACACAACAAGUUACGUGUUCUCUCCGAUCAUCAAGAUCAGCUGAAUGAGCUUAAAGUUGACUUUGCAGGAGUUCGAGAACAGAAAAACGCAGCUUUGAAGGAGAUUGACAGGCUCGAGCAGAACUGCGGUCAUCUACAGAUGAACCUGGCCAAGAGCCAAGCUCAGAAUAAAGAAGACAUCCGGCAACUAGAGGAACACAUAUCCAAACUCGAUAACAGUCUACGUCAGGCUCAAGCCCGAGGCACGGCACUAGAGCAAGAGAUUGCGAGAAAAGAAGAUCAGAUCAAACGAUACGAGUCAGAGAUAAAGUCACUGAGGACAGAUAUUGGCAACAAAACGGAAGAGAUUGAACGGUUGGAAGGUCAGAUAAAAUGUCUCAAGAUGGAGGUGAACAGUUUGACGGCAACCAAGAAACAGGCAGAAAUGAGGAUGGCAGAGCUUCAGAGUGAAGGAGAACACCUCAAGGGUGACCUUGGCGAGGCUCGUGCUCAGUACAAGGACUGUGCACAAGAGCUUGCUCAUCAUGAAGAGAAGCUUAUGUUGAUGGAACAAAGCCUCCAGACGACCCAGGAACAACUCAGUCAGAGGGUCACAGAGGUCGUCAGACAUGAGCAGGUCAACAGGAAACUUGACAUGGAACUUAAAACUCUAAAAGAACGUAAUGCCAACUCUGAGGAAGAGAUAGACGAACAGAAAUGUGUAAUUGACAAGCUGCGGAAGGAUAUGAUGCGUGUAAAAGAAGAUCAUCAUGCUGCUGUACAGGAAGGUCUUGCCUACAAACAGAAAGCUCAUAAAUGUGAGGUGGAAUUGGAUGGUGCUAGAGAGCAGGAAAAAAUGCUCACUGAGCAGGUGGAGCAACAAGAUGCUAUUCUGACACAGUUACAGAACGAGCUCCGUGCUGAACGAGACCGUCAUCAGGAAACCGGUCGUCAAUUACAGAAUGCUCGCCACACAAACUCUGACCUCGAAGACACACUAGAAACCAACCAGAAAGAUAUCAAAGAACUUUCAAACAAGUUGUUGGAGAAGGAGGAGCUGGUGAAGAAGUUGAGAGAUGAUAUCGAGGACGAGAGUAAACGUAUACAGAAACUGAAGGAAGACAUUGCAGAGCGAGACGGACAACUUCAUGUCGCCAGGAUGAACUUACAGCAGCAACAAAAACAAUCAGUUCUUCAUCAACAAGAAAUUUCGAGAUAUGAAGAAACAUUACAACAGUUGCAGGCUGAUCUUGAGAGAAGUCAAGAUAACUACAGGAAAGCUCAUGCUCAGUUGAUGGAGAAUGAGGAGAGACUACAUGAUAUGAAGGUACAGCUGACCACUGUCCAGGGUAACCACAAGGAAUCUAUGGAACAGCUUGGUGAUAAGUCCCAGCAGGUGGCCAUACUGAGGACCGAGAUGUCACGAACACAGCAACAAAACCAGGCCUUGUCUGAAGAUUUGAGUAAUUAUGAGCAGAAGAUACAUCAGUUGAAAUCAGAAUUGAAGAAAAUGCAGGACUUGAAUCGACUCUCCGAGAAUGAGCUCCAAAGUUUCGAGAUGAAGUAUAACGACCUACAACAGGAAGCUAUCACAUCACAGGAUAGGAACCGACAAGGUCUUCAGGAGCUCUCUGCUAAGGAGGAGGAAUUAGUGGUCGUUAAAGUUGAAUUGAGUGCAUUACAAGAAAAAUACAAGGCCAACUGUAAUGAGGCUGAAAAGUUGCAUUCUGAGCUUGAACUGAUGAGGCACAACUAUCACAGUGCCAAUGAGGAGAUCAAGGGGCUGAGAAUGGCUCUCGAGGAGUCAAGGACUAACGGUGACCGGCUUCACAAGGAGAGUGAAUUGGUUGUGCAGAAUGUCAAUACCUGGGUACAAGAACAAAAACAUGCCAAUGAGAAAUUAGGGAACAAAAUUAGAGAACAAAGUAAAGCCAUCAUGCAGCUUACAGCUGAAAAAGAACAAAUGUUGGAACAGAUCAACAAAUAUCAGAAACAGAACAAUAAGAUGAAGAUAGAGUUGGACGAGAGACGUAACGAGGGUGAGAGGUUUAAAGCUCUACAGAACCACAGCUCUCAUCAACAAGUCCUCCUCAAUCAGCUCCGGUCCCGGCUAGAGGAACAUGAGAUGGAACAAGAUCAGGAAAUGUCCAGUAAGAUGGCAACUAUAGAAGAUCUACAUAACCGACUAAAACUUAACAUUGAUAACAUACAGCAGCUUAAUAGUCAGUUAAAUUCUUUACAAAAAGAUAACCACCGGUUACGCAGUGACCUUGAACGUGAGAUCGGAACACGACAGACUCUGGAGCUACAGAUCGAGAGUAAAGAACAAACUAUAAAUAGCCUCAAGACUCAACUCGAGGCUAAGAAACAUCUCCUCAUUGAACACAGUUCGCCAUUAAAAAGGAUCCGAGUGCUGUAA
This is a messenger RNA of Ruditapes philippinarum (Manila clam), 7138 nucleotides long. Its product is annotated as nucleoprotein TPR-like. Gene Ontology annotation, biological process: spermatogenesis. The transcript is spliced from 51 exons. The record is from RefSeq and is a predicted model, not a curated record. The coding region runs from base 371 to 7138 and encodes 2255 amino acids. Lineage: Eukaryota; Metazoa; Mollusca; Bivalvia; Venerida; Veneridae.